This is a messenger RNA of Musca domestica (house fly), 4523 nucleotides long. RefSeq names its product glycoprotein 3-alpha-L-fucosyltransferase A (gene FucTA). The coding region runs from base 744 to 2357 and encodes 537 amino acids. The transcript has 6 exons. The record is from RefSeq and is a predicted model, not a curated record. Gene Ontology annotation, cellular component: membrane. NCBI's taxonomy places the organism in Eukaryota, Metazoa, Arthropoda, Insecta, Diptera, Muscidae. Gene Ontology annotation, molecular function: alpha-(1->3)-fucosyltransferase activity.
AGUUACGUGAUUAAAGGAUACAACAAAAGCGACGGUGAAAAAUAAUAGAAAUAUAAAAGGAAGAGAAAAUAUUUUUCAUUAAAAAAUUUGGAUUAAUUCUUUUCCUUAAUUGAAGUGCAUGAAAAAAAAUAAAUUCAUCCAGAAAAAAAUGAUGUGAAAUAUAAAGCAUAUGCAAGUGUUUUGUUAUUUUUUGAAAACAAAUGGAAUGAGAAAUAAAUUUAUGUUAGAAAAAUAAAAAAAAAAAAAAACAAAAUAUGGCAAAUUUCGAAAUAUUGAAAUUUGUGAGAAAUAAUACAAAAAUAGCUGUAAAUCUAUUGAAAGCUUAAAAGGAGACAAAAAUAAUAAUCAAAUCCCCCGAAAUUGUGACCACUAGGCAAAUGUCCAUUUUAUGGAAAUUAUGUAAAAUUGUGCCUGGCUUGCUGUUGAAGAAGUAGUAAAAGAAGACGGAGAAGAAGAAGAGAUACAGCAAGGAAAAGUAAUGAAAAACAGUAGUAACUCUUAUUGAAAUGUUGUCUUUUAUCCUACUUCUCUAUUAUCAUCAUCAUCAUCGUUGUUUUCCAGCGACGAUGUCUAAUGUAAAUUGAAAAGUUUUCCCCUAAAACAAUAGCAGAAGAAAAUUCGAAUCUGUCAAUCACUCAGUCACCUGCACAAAAAAUAUAAAAAUGUUUGCGAGACUUAAAUAAUAAAAACACAAAUUUCCACAUCAAAAAACAACAACAAUUUGGUUUCAUCAUCAGCUAACAAUGAGACGUCCAAAGAUAUCUUUAAAAAAGUAUUUUUACUUUACAAUAAUAUGUGCGUUAUUGUUGAUAUUUUUAUAUAAUUUUAAAGAACGCGAUGUAUGGAAAUCAAAAAAUUCCGCACAAUCAUCAUCUUCAUCACUGCUGCAGCAGCAGCAGCAACAUCAUCAACAACACCUUGAACCAAAUCCAGGCGAAGAAUAUAAUGAGAAAUAUGAUGACGAUGAUACGGACAAGCCGACGGAUGGGGAAAAUGCUAAAGUUACAACAACAAAAACCACACACACAGAAUCCGAUCAACCGGACAGUGAACAGCAUCAAUAUCAGCAGCAGCCACAUUCGCAGCAACAGCAAUCGCAGUCAUCAAAUGUGUUGCAAUCGCCACAACAACAGCAGCAACAACAACAAAAUCCUAUAGCUUCCGAUAAUAUGGAACCAUUGCCACGACCAUGGUUCUUCAAAAAUGGCGACUACUAUCCCAAGCCCGCAAAAAUACCCAAAAAACGUCGUGGCAAAAAGGCCCAUUUGCAGGGUUCGAAACUGUUUCCCUACCAAGAUCCGCACAGUGAUCGCAUUGUAAAUCAAUUGAUGUAUGUACCAACCAAUUAUGAGGAAAUCAAAUCCAGUGGUAAAUUAAAAACCAUACUGCUGUAUAAUGGCCUGGGGCCAUGGAAUGUUAAAGCCGGUCGUGAUGUCUUCCUACGCUCAAAGUGUCCCGUGGACACAUGUACCAUAACUGCUUCACGCGAUCAAGCCAACACAGCCGAUAUGAUCUUGUAUAAAGAUCAUUAUAUACCCACGGGUAUAAGACGGCCGGCGAACUCUAGACAGGUCACAAUGUUGUAUCAUUUGGAGUGUCCGUAUCAUACGCAAAAUGUUAAAGUACCGGAUGCGGUAAAUUGGACGGCAACAUAUAGGCGUGACAGUGACAUAGUGGCGCCCUAUGAAAAAUGGCAAUACUACGAUGAUCGAGUCCGUCAACAGGAGCAAGACAGAAAUUACGCUGCCAAUAAAACGAAAAAAGUUGCCUGGUUUGUGUCAAAUUGUGGUGCCCGAAAUGGACGCCUGCAGUUCGCCCAUGAAUUGGGUAAAUACAUUGACGUUGAUAUCUAUGGAGCCUGUGGCAAUUACAAAUGUUCCCGCGUCAAUGCUGACAAAUGCUUCGAAAUGCUCGAUCGAGACUAUAAAUUCUAUUUGGCAUUUGAGAAUUCAAAUUGUCGCGAUUACAUUACGGAGAAAUUUUUCGUUAACGCUUUGAAUCGCAACAUUUUACCCAUUGUUAUGGGUGCACGACCCGAAGACUAUGAAGUUAGUGCACCACAACGAUCGUAUAUACAUGUCGAUGAGUUUGCCUCAGCUUCCGAAUUAGCCGAUUAUUUGCACAUACUGGACAACGAUGAAAAGCUAUACAACUCAUAUUUCAAUUGGAAGGGUACGGGGGAGUUUAUAAAUACCUACUACUGGUGUAGGGUGUGUGCAUCGCUGCACGAUGAGGAAUCGUUAAAGAAGCCGCGUUGGUAUACCGAUGUCAAUGAUUGGUGGCGCGGUGCUGGUGUUUGUACAAAUGGUUCAUGGCGUAAUUUUAAGGCACGCAAAGAUGUAAUUACAGAUGAUUAAAAGCGGGACAUACAAUGAGGAUUGCAAUGGUGGUAAGUGAUGAUGAUGAUGAGAUCGACUGAUAAAUGUUUUGUGGGGCGAAAAAAAAGAGUCUUUGUGCUGUUAUAAUCAAAUCGAAAUGAUACAAACCCCCUAUUAUAAGGACCCCCCCCCCCCCCCUGUAGUAAAACCAAAAAAGAAGAAGCAUACAAAUCUAGUUAUUUUUACCAAAAAAAGAACACAAAAACAAAGAAAAGUUAUGUAAAAAGAAAAAGCAAAAAAAGAAAAUAUUUUAAUUAUAAGUCCAGAAUUUUAAAUUUUUAGUUAAAAGAAUUUCCCAAUCCAAUCCCUUUUCUCUAUUUCCAAAUUACAUUCCUUCUAAUAUGUUACGCAUGGUUGGUGCGCCUUGUGACCUUGAAAUACCAAUAACAUUGGCGAAAAUUCUUUAGAUUUGUGUUAUCUUGUGUGUACCCGUCUUUACAUGCUAGCAUAUGUUUAAUGAUUUCUAUGUUUGGCUUUUGCCCAGAUAUUGUGUUUUUUUAUCUUUUCGGAAUCCAUUGCUGUUACCUAUUCACGUUAGCUAGUGUGCACCCCACCUUAUAAAUCAGCUAUUGGGUAUGUUCAGUGAUCAAGACAUUUGGGAACACUUUGCUCUGAACCAUUCAUGUUAGCUAGUGUGUACCCUACUUUUAUUAUAAGCUCUGGGGUAUGUUCAGUGACUAUUGAAAAUGCUUUACAUAAAAACAUAUUGUUAAGACCACGGUUACGUUCACAUUGAAACAAAUUUCCGCUAUAAUUGAUUUAUCAUAAACAAGAUUGUCCCUAAACAUGAUCAUUCAUGUUUUGUGUUUAAGCAAAGCAGCCCUCGUUUUAUUGAAAUUUUUUAAUCUAACCUGUUAUCCAACCUAGCGUUUUGUAUUCUGUGACCCAUUCAUGUUAGCUAGUGUGUAUCCCACCUUACAUGUCAGCAUUUGGGUAUGUUCAGUGAUUAUUGAAUAUGCUAGCUUCACAUUAAAGGAUACUUUCAAGACUAAUGAUAGGUUUACAUUAAAACAUAUUGCGUUAUAAUUGGUUUAUCCUUAAUAAUAUUGUCCUUAAACAGGAUCAUUCAUGUUUUGUGUAAAGCAGCGCUCGUUUUAUUGAAAUUUUAUCAUGAAUCUAAGCGGCUAGUCAACUUAGCGUUUUGUAUCCUGUGACACAUUCAUGUUAUUUGUGCUGACAUGUAAGCAUUUGGUUGAUUAUAGAAUAUGCGGAAUCCCGAAUCUAAGCUAAUAUUCAACCUGGUGUUUUGUAUUCUAUGAACCAUUUAUUCUAGUGUGUACCCUACUUUAUAUAUCAGUUCUUGGGUAUGUUCAGUGACUAUAAAUAUGCUUUGUAAAGCCAUGUGGUCACACAACAAGUUAAACCAAGGCGCUACGGCCAAAAAUUGUUCGAGUUUUGCAAAUUGUCUGACUUUGUUUUUAAAAUCAGUAAACCCUCAAAAAAAAAAAAAAAAAAAAAAAAAAAAAACAUGAACCUUAAACGCACACAAUAAUUUUUAAACAAAAAAAUUAAAAUACAUGACUGACGAAAAACCACAUCCCCAAACCAAUUUAUUUUUAAUGAAUUCCAUAACUUUCCAAUUUUAUAUUUUUUUCUUUUUAAUAAAAUAUAAAUGUUUCUGUAAAUAGCUUCUAUGAAAAACAAAAUCUAAUGCGGCUGGUUUAUGCUUAAAAUUAGAGUAACAAAAAAAAAAAAACAACAAGUACCAAAAACAAGAAAAAUGCAUUCAACAAAACUUUUUUGUAGAAAAGAAAGCUUUUUUAAAUUACAAAAAAUAAAAACAGAAAAAAAAUGUAUGAAAGUUAGUAUACAAGAUUGUUUAUUACUUUUUUGGUACCGACGGCAGCAGAAUUUGCAAAAUUAUAUUAAGAAUUUUUUUUAUUGAAAAACCCCUAAACUUUGAGGUUAUGGCCAUAACCUUAAAUAAUUUUGGUUAUGUUUAUUUUAGCAAAAUGAAAAUAAACUCCAGCUUCUAUCUGCUGCCUUCGAUCUGUUUAAUUCAUUUAAGUAUCGAAUCAAUCAAAUACUUUCUCUUGCAACACUCGCAUAUUUAACAACAACAACAAAAAAAUAAUAUAAUACAAAAACUCUCUUUUUUAUACAAAAGAAAAACAACAAAUGUAAUUAAACAAAAAACAAAACAAA